UGAAGUUUGAAACGACGAAUGGUCGUGGUUGGGUUCUUAUCCAGUGUGAGGUUGAGAAAUAGAAAAAUUGAGGCGGGGAAGUUGCAGAGGGCAGCAAAAUGAAGCUGAGCUUGAUGCGAGGGUUGCACAGAGCCCCGUGUGCCACCACACUUCCUCUUCUUAACAUCCAACCCCGACUCAUUAGAUGCUCCUUUUCUUCUGGCCAUGUAUCAUUCAUCAAAGAUAUUGCUGCAACUAAGCCUCCUCAACAUCUUGAAGAGUUGCUAAAAGUCCUUCACACUAGAGGUGAAAACAUUGUUUCUCCUGGACAUAGGCAUGGGCUCAUACCCCUGGUCAUUCCUCUUUCAGAAAAUCAGUCAGGUGCUGUAACUGCAUUGCUGCGAUGGCCGACAGCUCCACCUGAAAUGGAGAUGCCAGUUGUUGAAGUUCGCAAGCAUGGAGUGUGGCUUUUAGCCAAGAAUUUGAUUAAGGAACCCAUUGCUCAAGCCCUCUUUCAGAAUAUUGAUCUUAUUUUCGCAACCCAGGUAGAACAGUAUAUUCAUCGAAUCUUGGUUGAAGAAGAUGUUCACCUCUCACAAGAAAGCAAUGGUGAAUUAUUUCAAGCUGCUUCUGAGGCUGGUAAGAAACUUUACAGAAGAGGUGAUUUUGCUGAAUCUCAGAUUAAAAGCCUUGAUAGUUACCUCUUGAAAAAGGUUGGCCUGUUUCCAGAUGUCUUAGAGCGUAAAGUGAUGCGACAUUUUGAGCAAGGGGAUCAUGUUUCAGCUAUGGUGACAGGAGAAUUCUAUACAAAAAAAGACCUCUUUCCUGGAUUUGGACGGCCGUUCGUAUUUAAUGCUGAGAUUCUGGUGAAAGUAGGGCGUGUCUCAGAAGCUAAAGAUUCUGCAAGGGUGGCUUUGAAAUCUCCAUGGUGGACUCUAGGCUGUUCAUAUCAGGAAGUUGCCUUCAUUGCACAAUGGGAGGAUGAGCAAAUUGAAUACAUAAAGGAAAAGGUGACAGAAGGGGGUAGACAAGAAGAUCUGAAAAAGGGAAAAGCACCUGUCCAGAUUUCAUUGGAUGAGGCUGCUUUUCAUCUGGAUUUAGCUUCUAUUGAAGGAACAUGGGCUGACUCUCUAGAGCGAAUUGCAGAAUGCUAUAAGGAGGCUGGACUCAGUGAAAUUGCAAGAUUUAUUUUGUAUAGAGAUUGAUUAUCAAGAGCAGAAAACAAUGGUCGGGAAAUGAACUCCAUGUCCCUGUUUCUGGGACUUCGAUUAUCAUUUUAGUCGGCUUUUCUGAUGAAAACAAGCAAUAGAGAAGCAUUCAUCUGUAAAGUUUUUCUUAGCCUUUUUAUGUAACAUUUUUGUUAGCUCUAUGUUUAGCUAAAUAAAGAAUCUGGUAUAUAAGUCAAUUUUGAGGUUACAAUCAA
Messenger RNA from Mangifera indica (mango), 1402 nucleotides. Its product is annotated as protein IN CHLOROPLAST ATPASE BIOGENESIS, chloroplastic-like. The transcript is spliced from 11 exons. The record is from RefSeq and is a predicted model, not a curated record. The coding region runs from base 99 to 1184 and encodes 361 amino acids. Lineage: Eukaryota; Viridiplantae; Streptophyta; Magnoliopsida; Sapindales; Anacardiaceae.